Molecule: messenger RNA, 2301 nt
Organism: Arctia plantaginis
Lineage: Eukaryota; Metazoa; Arthropoda; Insecta; Lepidoptera; Erebidae
Source: the annotation of a GenBank genome assembly
AUGUUCUCAUUGAAUUCUAUAAACACCCAAAACCAGGUUUUAGUUAGUUUUAGUCAAUUAUCAGCAAGAUAUUCGAAAUAUUUUAGACAUAGCAAGCAAAGGAGUGUGAAAAACAAAAAUGUGAAGGGUAAAGAGGCAUCAUGCACAGUUUAUGACGCAACAAUUUGUCCGGAGAGUUUGCAGCAAACAAUAAAAAAUUUCGAUAAGAAUGUCAUAAGCGAGAUGAAAAGUAUCGAGCUGCGAGGAUUAUCGAUCCCAGCACGGCGUUUGCCACGUUUGCGUGAGCUGUGCUCAUCGCGGAAGGUGUCACAUGUCUCCGCAGCCACCUUCGAUGAGAACAAGAAUGGAUGGACGCCAGCGCCCACUGUCGCCGUCGACCUGACACCAAGGAGUACCAAAAUAAGUUGCUCAAACAAUUUCGUCGGAUUGCUAGCUCAGAGCAUAUGCAGUAACAACUCCUUUAAGUAUUCGAUCCAGGUGCGUGGGUUCAAGACGGAGCGCAGUAUCCACGCGGAUCUCAAACGUAACCCCAACCUCAUCAACAGACUGCGCUUAAAUGCAACCGAACCACCAGAGAAACAUACUUCUAAUAACCCUGAUGUUGCUCCUCGUUUGGAGAAGCUGCUCACUGAGGAGUCGCACCUCACGCAUCAACAGAAAGACAAAAUCAAGAUAGCAUUCGCUGAAGGUUACCUUGCGGGGUCUCACCCAGACAAUGUUCGUGGUACGAAGGCUUCAAAAUACUUAAAGCUAGUCCAACAAUUGCUCACCAUUGUCCUGUUCCUUGCCAUCUUCGUGAGUCUCAUGGCCUCCGUCAGCGGUACUGUUUUCAGAAUUCAGUUGGGCAACCAAGUGGAAGUGGACCCUGAAGAUAUAUCUGUUACGUUCGACGAUGUGAAGGGAGCUGACGAGGCGAAGCAGGAAUUGAAGGAUGUUGUGGAGUUCCUGAAGUCGCCGGAGAAGUUCUCAACGCUGGGCGGCAAGCUGCCCAAGGGCGUGCUGCUGGUGGGCCCGCCCGGCACCGGCAAGACGCUGCUGGCGCGGGCCGUGGCGGGCGAGGCGCGCGUGCCCUUCUUCCACGCCGCGGGGCCAGAGUUCGACGAGAUCCUCGUGGGGCAGGGCGCGCGACGGGUCCGGGACCUCUUCAAGGCAGCCAAGGAGCGCGCUCCGUGCGUGAUCUUCAUCGACGAGAUAGACUCAGUCGGCGCCAAGAGGACCAACAGUGUCUUACAUCCCUAUGCUAACCAGACGAUAAACCAGCUGCUAUCAGAAAUGGACGGCUUCCAUCAGAACGAGGGUGUGAUAGUGCUGGGCGCUACCAACAGGCGGGACGACCUGGACCAGGCGCUGCUGCGGCCCGGCAGGUUCGACGUUGAGGUGACCGUGCCGACGCCGGACUACGGGGGGCGGCGCGAGAUCCUGGAGCUGUACCUGGCGCGGGUGCGCGCCAACACCGACGUGGACUGCGACGUGCUGGCGCGCGGCACCACCGGCUUCACCGGCGCGGACCUGGAGAACAUGGUCAACCAGGCCGCGCUCAAGGCUGCCAUCGACGGUGCCAAGAAUGUGACUAUGAAGUACUUGGAGGACGCUCGGGAUAAAGUACUGAUGGGUCCCGAGCGAAGGUCGCGGCUGCCUGACGAGGAAGCCAACGCCAUCACCGCCUUCCACGAAGGUGGACAUGCCAUUGUGGCUUAUUACACUAAGGACGCGCACCCCCUGCACAAGGUGACCAUCAUGCCCCGCGGGCCGUCCCUCGGCCACACCGCCUACAUACCUGCCAAAGAAAGAUAUCACGUUACAAAACAACAGCUUCUAGCGAUGAUGGACACCAUGAUGGGUGGCCGAGCGGCGGAGGAACUCAUCUUUGGACCCGACAAAAUCACAUCAGGAGCGUCGUCGGACCUGAAGCAGGCGACGUCGAUCGCGUGCCACAUGGUGCGCGAGUGGGGCAUGAGCGAGAAGGUGGGGCUCCGCACCAUGGAGGCCCCGCGCACCUCCGUCGCCUCCGCCGAGCAGCUCGGGCCCUACACCAACGAGCUGGUUGACGGAGAAAUCAAGAAGAUCCUUUCAGACAGCUAUGAGCGCGCCAAGCUCAUCCUGCGCACUCACGCCAAAGAACACAAGGCGCUGGCAGAGGCCCUGCUUAAGUAUGAGACACUGGACGCAGAUGACAUAAAGGCAAUAAUGAACGGAGAAAAAGUAAAGGUUGAACGUCACACUAAACCCAGCAAGGAGCCCAUAACAGCCCCCACCGCCCCAUCCGGGGCUCCUCUGCUGGGCACGCCCGCCCCCGCCUAA